Pyrenophora tritici-repentis Pt-1C-BFP is the source of this 1419-nucleotide messenger RNA. Its product is annotated as XPG-I domain containing protein. The record is from RefSeq and is a predicted model, not a curated record. Gene Ontology annotation, molecular function: 5'-flap endonuclease activity. NCBI's taxonomy places the organism in Eukaryota, Fungi, Ascomycota, Dothideomycetes, Pleosporales, Pleosporaceae.
AUGAACAUUCGACCCGUCUUUGUCUUUGAUGGACCGGAGGAUAAGUUCAAAAAGAGUUCUAAAGGACGAAGCAUGAAAGCUGAAACCUGUAAUAUCAUCAAAGAGGCUCUGACAGGGCUCGGUGUGCCUCAUAUCGAUGCUCCCGGAGAAGCCGAGGCAGAUUGCUGCAAGUUACAGACCUUGGGGCUGGUCGAUGCAGUGUGGUUACAAGAUUCGGAUUGCUUAAUGUUUGGCUGCACGUUUUGGAUCCGCAAGCUUCGCACGGCUAGAGAACCAGGAAACAAUAGUCGCCACAUUGGUGACACCAAGAAGGACCAUACGAGAGUACGAGUCGUUCGAGCGGAAAACUUGAAGAUGAAAAAUGGAAAGUUUCAGCUCAAGAAGGACGGUUGUGUUCUGUUUGCUAUGCUUGUAGGGGCUGAUUUCGAUCAAGAAGGCCUCCCGCGUUGUGGGAGAGACACCGCAUUCGAGCUAAUUCAGGCGGGUCUAGGUCGCAGCCUGUGCUCGAGUAAAAGCCAACAGGAUUGCGAUGUCUGGAGAGAAAACGUGCUGCGCAAAGUCCUCGAACCUUGCAAGCACUUCAAUUUCUGGAGCAAAAAGUACUACAACCAUAUUGGACCCGUACUUCUAUCUCGAUUUCUCGCAGAACGAGACAGAUCGCUUCCACACGAGGUGCCACACGGUAUAGAGCUCGUCAGAACAAGAACUAAAAAGACAGAAGACUGUCCACAGCCUAUCCUCAUGCGCAAACUGACAUUCUCGCCACUUGGCCUUAGCAUCCUGAACAGGCAAGACUUUGAGCGUUACGAAAGCACGAGACCUUGGAAAACCGACACUAGCUUCAACGAAGAUCAAAGAGUUACGUGCGAGAUCCCGACUUUUUUGCUGCAAGACGUAUUACCUCCGGAUGUGCUGGAGCCGCCGAGUGCCGCAGCCAAGAAACAGCAGGCAAAGCGGAAGCAACAGGGCGAUUCUGGACAAACAGAAACACCCGCGAAGAAGAGAGGUCGACCUCGUAAGCCUGACAAUGCAACUGGAUCGAGUUCCGCGCAGACUUCACACUCAACAAUAUCUCCUCGGUUUCCGACUACACCCAUGACUCCGCAAACACCGGGUACGCUUGCCAACAUGCUAAUUUCCUUGUCCGACGAUGAAGACGAGGAAUUGCAAGAAGCUAUACGAAGAAGCAGGCAAGACUUCAACAGAAAUCUCCAUACACCUCUAGGACCAAAGAGCACGCCUUUCUUGGCUACCAUGCCGGGGUCCUCUGUGAUCAUAUCGCCCAGAGUUGGUAUGCAUACCACACAACAUACGCCUGUACGCACACCACACAAGUCGAGCUUUACCCUAGCAAGGCCUCGUGUACCGGUUGACUGGACAUCCAAGGACGUUGAUUGUAUCGAUUUGACCAGAGACUGA